Seminavis robusta is the source of this 1467-nucleotide messenger RNA. Lineage: Eukaryota; Bacillariophyta; Bacillariophyceae; Naviculales; Naviculaceae. The record is from the annotation of a GenBank genome assembly.
AUGGCAAUAUUCAUUCAGGUGCUCAAUUCGUCGAGGCGGUGUCUUGCCUGCCUAAUGCUUUCGACCGUAUUGGUGCAGCACAGCGAAGCGGCACUGUCAGAACGAAGGCUUUAUCGCAUUGCAGAAAGACGCACCCAAGAAAUCCCUGGACCUCGUCCGCCAAGCAAAGCGAUAACGUUCAGUGGAGAUGUCGAUAAGAUUGUUGAAAUGGCUAAUCAAAUUGGACGGGAUAGGGCUGAUGCGGCUGCUGAUAACAGUAUACCUGUGGGACCUGUUCUACCCGAGAGCUCUGGAGGGAGAGAUGGCGAAUCCUUAGGCCCCCCUCCAGCUCCCACAUUCCAUGCAAUAUCAAAUGUGGACACUGUCAUUCUUGAUACCGGUAUUAGUACAGCUCCAGCACCUUCACCGCUGACUCCAGUGCCUACCGGAUCCUCGAGCACAAGUCAGCCUGUAGCUGUUUCAUCGGGCUCAACGCCUCAACCUCAGCCUCAGCCAUCAUCACCUUCACUUAGUAUUGCUUACAUGCCUUCUACUGUUGUCGUGGUAGACCCAGUCCCUACGAGAAAACCCACUGCUCUUACCGUUUCUACCGAUGCAGGUACUUCAUCAGGAACGCAGGCACCUGUACCAUUGACACAGUUGACAAACUCCUCGUACUGGCAGUUCCCAACCCCAACUGGACCACAUAUUCCAGGUCAGCCGCAGGGAUCGCAGCCUGCAACGACCAUGGUACCAACUCCUGUAGGGCAAACAGCAGCAACACCGAAGCCAUCAGCGCCAACCUGUACAGUCCCACCUACGCCCGUUGAUUGCAAAGAUCCUCCUCCAAACAGCCAUGCAGCAGGUUCCCCGGGCAUGGCGCCUGCUUCUCCUGCUUCACCGUCCAGUCCAGGUCAUUCCCCGGUUGCUACUCAGAAUCCUACGGUCGCUGUCUCAGGCGUUUCGGGUGCUCCAGUUGAGCAUGCCUUCUCCUUCAGGAAGUUCGCCCACGGCAAACGUAGCAACCAAAACACCGUGGGCCGCUUCACCGAAUGCACCGUCUACGAAGGUACCAUUAUCAACGCCUGUCGCGCCUACUGUACAGGCAGCCCCUACGGUUUCACCAGUGAAGAACAGCGUUUCGCCAGCCUACACAAAAAGUCCUGGAGCAAAUGCUGUCAUGCCUACCUCUCCGACUACAUCAAGCAAAAACGUGCCAACCCAGCGGCCAAACGCAGCAAGUCCAACAGGGCCAACAGGACCAAGUUCGACAGGGCCAAUGGGAUCAAGUCCAACGGGACCAAGUGCAUCAAUGCCAACGGGAUCAAGUCCAACAGGAUCAAGUCCAACAGGGCCAACGGGGCCAAGUGCAUCUAUGCCAACGGGAUCAAGUCCAACAGGGCCAACAGGGUCAACGGGACCAAGAUUCAACAGGGCCAACUGGAUCAAGUCCAAUACCAGCAAGUCCAACAUCACAAGCAGCAUUGA